CUGGAACACUCUUCUCUCCUGGGAGCCGGGGGCCGGUCCUGCGAGGGAGCCGUGAGCCAGAGUGUGCCGCACAAGGCGCUGAGAUGAGGGUUGUACCAGGCCAGGUUAAUCUGAGCACACUCCCAUCUCCACAGCCAUCAUCCCAGGCCUGUAAAGGAGACUCAGUCUGUGAAUUCAGAUCAUGGCCAUGCACUGGAACUCUGAGAUGCUGCUGGGAUGCUCCACACUCUUCCUUCUGCUCCUCGGAGGGGCCCGAGCCUGUGGCAGGGUCACAGUGGACUCACCCAUCAUUCUCUUGGGAUCUACAGUCACAGCCUCUUGCACCAUCCAAAGCAACCGCUGCGGUGGCUUGGAAGGUGAGGAAAUCCAGAUCACGUGGAGACUCAACCGCGAGUCCAUGUCAGGGAGCCAGCACAAGAGCGUUGAAGGAGCAGACGUUUCCAAUCUCACCAUCAGCCAUUUCAACCUAACCAGGGCCAAGCUGUGGUGCUUUGUGGUGGGGAACGGCACCCCGCAGCGGAUAGACAUGAAGGAGAUCCACGCAGGCUAUCCACCAUCGAAGCCUGAGAAUCUAACCUGUAUGAUGAACCUCAGUGAGAACAGCCUGACGUGCCGCUGGGACCCCGGGCUGGACGGACACCUCCCAGCCAGAGUGGCUCUGAAAAGUUCCAAGAGCAGAGGCCAGUGUGACGUUUCCCAGGAGGCGAUCUCAAACUGUAUCCCACAAGCCGGCCAGAACUACUGCACCAUUUCUCGCAGCUUUCUCCAGCUGUACCAGAAAAUGGACAUCUGGGUGUCAGUCCAGAAUGCCCUGGGCACAGCUGAGUCUGAGCAUCUGUGCAUCGACCCCAUGGAUGUAGCCAAACUGGAUCCCCCUGUCCUAAAGAGCAUCCAGUCAGUCCCUUUCCAGACUGACUGUGUCUCCGUGGCCUGGGAAGUGGCUCCCACCAGCUCCCACAUAGAGCAGCAGUGUGAGCUCCGCUACAGGACCCAUGAGGACCCUGGAUGGACUCUGGUCCCCAACAUUGUCAGCCCCAACCUGAAGACCCAUCACUGCGGCUUCCUCUUUGGGACGGAGCAUCGCUUCCAGAUGCGCUGCAGGCGGGUCACAGCGAUGGGCUACUGGAGCGAGUGGAGCCCGGGAUGGAAUUUCACCACCCACGAGAAAGCUCCUGCAGGGAAGCUGGACGUUUGGUGGAAGAUGACGCCUGUGGACUCUGGGAAGACAGCGGAGGUUCAGCUGCUGUGGAAGGCUCUGAAGCGGAACGAGAUGAAUGGCAGGAUCCUGGGGUACUGGGUCUCCCUGAAUCCCAGACAGAGGAAUGUGGAGCUAGCCGCUGUCUGCAACACGACCGAGAUGCAGUGCAAUUUCUCUGUGCUGGCUGGGGUCAGGAGAGUUUAUCUCGCAGCCUAUAACUCAGCAGGCGAGUCUGCAGCAACAGAAGUUAUCUUCCUUGAGAAGAAAGGGCAGCCCCUGGCCGGGAUCCACACUUCCCCCUGUGAUGAGCACAGCCUCUGGGUGCACUGGGAGGCACCCAGAGCCACAGCCACUGGGUACGUACUUGAGUGGCGCCAAACAGCCUUGCCGGGGCCAGCCAGGAGCAGCGGGAGCUGGCAGGUGGAGCGGAACAGGAGUGCCACCAAGGCACUAAUCCGAGAAAAUAUUGAGCCUUUCCAGCUGUACAAUAUCUCCGUGUACCCGUUGUAUGCGGACGCGGUGGGGCUGCCCCUGCACACAGCAGCCUAUUCAAAAGAGAAAGCUCCAUCCUGUGCCCCUAAAUUCCGCCUCAAGAGUGUCAGCAAGUCCCACGCCGAGCUCUGCUGGGACCCAGUCCCCAUUGAGAUGCAGAAUGGCUUCAUCACGAACUACACCAUCUUCUGGGCCAGCACCGCCAGCGAUGAACUCCGUGCCGUUGUGAACUCCUCCUUCACCACCUUCACCGUCAGGGGCCUGCUGCCGUCGACGAUGUACAAAGUGCACAUAAUGGCGUCCACAGCAGCCGGCAGCACCAACAGCACAACCCUGACGCUGGUGACCCCGGUGCUGGAUGAGAAAGAAAUCCAGUAUCUCCUCCCGUUCUUUGGCCUCGUGUGUGUCGUGCUUGUAGUAUUAUUCGUCUGCUUCCAGAAGAAUCGGAGGGUGAAGAAUCAGUUCUGGCCCAGCGUCCCGGACCCAGCUAACAGCAGCCUGGGCAAGUGGGUGCCAGCCGACCUGCAGCAGGAGACUCUCCAGACAGCCAGUGCGAGGGAGCCUGGCCUGGUGACCAUUUCUGACAUCACCGUGCUCGAAAAAGGAGCCGAGAAGAAGGCACCGCUCUGGGGGAAGAAGGACCCUGUCCCAGCAGCUGCUGGCAGCUUCCCGGCCCUCCCCAAAUCCUACAUCCACCCCAGCAGCUCCGGCCUGCCGAGCGGCAGCAGAGCUCCGGGAGAGGCGCGGCCGGGCUCGUACGUCAACACUGCUGGGGCCGUCCAGUACGCCAAAGUAGUUGCAGAAGGCUACAGGGGCCAGCAGCAGCAUGUCCCAUCUCCCCUCUACAUCCGGUCCGACUCCACUCAGCCCCUGUUGAGCGAGUCGACGCCCAGCCCCAAGCCUUAUGAGAACCUGUGGUUCCACGGGGCCCCGCCGGCAGGGCUGCACUGCCAGAGUUCCCAGGAGGAUGUGGCCUUCCUGGAGGAGCCGCUGAUCGACUUCCCCCUGCUGCAGGGCCUGAAAAUCGACGGGGCCGAGGACCUGCAUGACUUCCAGCGAUUCUAGCGCCUUGCGGAGGCCAGGAGAAUGGGCAGCUCAAACAGACGUGUCUCUCCUGGCCAGCCUCACACCGCCCCCCCCUUCCCAAACCUCCAUGGAGUAGGCACCAAGCUGCUGUUUGCAUUUGCACCACAUACUCUCAAAGCAUUGGCGUGGCUUGAGCCUUGGGGAGGCGGAGGGUUGGCCGGACGCCCAGGGAUGGUGCAUCCCACCGCCCUGCAGGAAUACGGAGUCUGGCUCCUUGGCUGGCAGGGGCUGGAAGCUCACAACCAGAUCCUGCUCAGGGCAGUGAGGAGCUGGGUGCUGUCUGCUCUGGACUCCAGCGAGAGCAGUGUGCUCUGUAGCUCACAGAAUCAGGCCCUGAGUGCCUUCCCCGAAAGCUCCUCUAGUCUCUUUCUCCCCAGGCCGGUGGGGCUGGGAAUGCGGCAGAGAGCCCUACGGAGGGAGAGCGCAUCCCAGGCAGCCCCGCUGGCCGGCCGGCGCUCAGGGCAGUGCUGAUUACCUAAAGGAGCUGCACCCAUCUGAGCUGAGGGAAGGUGGCUUUGAUGCAGAGAGGAAGGACGGGGGGAAUCCCUGAAAACAGAACAUCAGCUGCGUGCAGGGUCCAUGCAGAGGCUGCAGGCUCUGGAGUCCAGACUUGCUCUGCAGCUGUCUCCUUUCUGCAGCUACUAUCCCCAGUGCUGCCCUGGUAGGGAGGGAGUCCCGCAGACUUGGCUAAAGACUUUAUAAAGCUCCCUAUCUUCUAAGGAAAUGUCAAUGAACAGUCUUCUAAGCUCAUUAUCCUGCUCCCUGGGGUUCUCUGGCAAGGACCAAGCCACGGCUCUGCAUGGCCCUCGCCGAGAUGGGGAGCUGAGAAACUUCACUGCACUUUCUAAACCCCAAGUUAAUGUUCUGCUAUUUAUUUGCUUCUCUACAUGCUCACUUGUUACCCUGGGGACAUUUGCAAAGAGUCAGCGCAGCAAGAGCUGUCUGAGGCCAGGGGAUGGGUACUACGCUGCUGAGCUGUUUACUGCUAGGUUACCAGUUCAAAUCUAACCGAGGUCCAUAGUGACCGACAGUCGGGCCCUUGGCUGGAUGUCUAGGGCUUGGCGUGUGAAAUGAACUGGGUGUCCAAGUGGGACUGUGUUACCAAAAGGGAUCAUGAGCUCCCCGGUCAGCCUGUGAGAUGGGACCCCCAGCCAAGGGCUUGGGGUGCUGUGAGGAACGUGUGCCCUGCCGCUCUCAGGCUGUUCCUGUUCACUGGGGGGCGGGAUGAUCCCGUGUUUAGCCUAGAAUGGGGUAGACCUGGGCUAGGUUCCCUUCCUCACUCCUGUGACCUAGGGCAUGUCACAAAGGGUGUGUUCACUUUGCAGUGUAAACCCGGGGCUGUGGGACCUGGGCCUGUGGACUCAAUGGAUCCAAGCCCUCCCUUGAGCAUCUACACUGCAUUGCAAACCUGGGUUUACAAUUGCCGGCCCCAGGUCUCACAGCCGUGCUAAUGGGUCCAUACCGCACUACGCAGCCCUUCUGACUCGGAUCUGUGGCUUGGCCUGCAUCCAUGCUGCAAAAUGAAAGGCUUGGACCUCUCAGCGGGUCCCAGGUCCUGAGUGCUUGCUGACCCCCAAGUCAGACUGAUUUGUGUGUGGACAGAAGGGGAACUUGGGCUCAAACCCGAGUCAGACCCUAUGCUGCGUGUGCAAUGUAGACAUACCCUUUGUCUCUCUAGGCCUUGGCUCCCCAGUGGAAAGCACCAUCCGGCCUCCCAGUGUGUCAUUGGGAUAAAUGCCCACAGGAUUGUGAGGUGCUCAAAUACCACAGCAGUACAGGGAGGCAGUACUGUAGAUGGCAGGUACAUUAAGGCUUUAAGUCUCCCGGCCUGCCAGCCCAGCACUGGAAUCGCCACUAGCCUGUUUACCUUUUGAAACAGUAUUUUUUAAGCGAUUGGGCUGGCUUCGGAGCUGGAGCGUAGCAACUUUCCGUAGCUUUGGAAGGAGUCGGCUGGGCACUGGAUGCUGCGGCGGAAGCUGCACUGCAGCAAACCCACCCCCAGCUCACCCUGAGAAGCCCAGAGGAUGAAACGCAGCUUCUUAAGGCUUGUUCAGAACUCCCCCAGUGUUGGGGUUUGGGCAGCGAGUAGAGUAGAUCCUUCUUUACGCUGAGCCAUUUUGCUCACCCUGACUGUCAGCUCAGGAAGUUAUCAGUCUGCUCGCCUCACGGCAGCAUUAGCUGCUGUCAAGCAUUAAUAGAGCCAGUAGUGAUCCCCGUUCCCCCUGCAAGGCAAUCAGUGCUCGUUAGCAGUAGGGUUAUUUCCUUUAAGGGUUUUGAAUUGAGCCAUUUGCUGGACGUGCUGUGCCUCGGCGUGUGGCCUGUUUCGGUUGCUGUGAACAUUGCACUGGGUAGGACUGUUGGCUGGUGGACCUAGCUGCCAAUAACACUGUUGUUAUGUGGUGGUGGGGACUGGCGAUAUUUCACAGGUAAAGUGUUGUACAGCCAUGUAACCAUUCCAAACCUGUACGUGUUGCCCCAGCAGCCGCUCCGCCUCGGGCGCUGUUUGUAGUAUACCACUCAGAGGGAAGGUUUCCCUUUAUGGGUUUGGUUUUUUAUGUUUCCUUGGUUUGUUUCCUUUGAACAGGUCAUUGUAACAUUCUGAAAU
Mauremys reevesii (Reeves's turtle) is the source of this 5381-nucleotide messenger RNA. RefSeq names its product colony stimulating factor 3 receptor (gene CSF3R). Gene Ontology annotation, cellular component: external side of plasma membrane; signaling receptor complex; membrane. The coding region runs from base 182 to 2755 and encodes 857 amino acids. Gene Ontology annotation, biological process: cytokine-mediated signaling pathway. NCBI's taxonomy places the organism in Eukaryota, Metazoa, Chordata, Testudines, Geoemydidae. The transcript has 16 exons. The record is from RefSeq and is a predicted model, not a curated record. Gene Ontology annotation, molecular function: cytokine receptor activity; cytokine binding.